Phycomyces blakesleeanus NRRL 1555(-) is the source of this 2025-nucleotide messenger RNA. Its product is annotated as glycosyltransferase family 22 protein. Gene Ontology annotation, biological process: protein N-linked glycosylation. Gene Ontology annotation, cellular component: endoplasmic reticulum membrane. Bases 30 to 1835 code for a protein of 601 amino acids. Gene Ontology annotation, molecular function: alpha-1,6-mannosyltransferase activity. The record is from RefSeq and is a predicted model, not a curated record. NCBI's taxonomy places the organism in Eukaryota, Fungi, Mucoromycota, Mucoromycetes, Mucorales, Phycomycetaceae. The transcript is spliced from 2 exons.
CAAUUGCCUAUUCGGACUAAACGAGCAACAUGAGGCGCGUGUUGUUCUUCGCAUUGAUCGCAAUUUAUUGCAUCGCAUGCCCCUACACCAAAGUAGAAGAAAGUUUCAAUCUCCAGGCUAUUUAUGAUGUCAUGCAUGGAAUCCCUCUCUCAGACUAUGAUCAUUUUGACUUUCCCGGGGUUGUUCCUCGAACAUUUGUUGGUGCCACUAUACUUGGACUUCUUAGCCGUCUAAUCCGACCUUUUUUUGUUGGUGAAUGGAUCUCUACUCGGGAACAAGUCAUUCCGCGUCUCAUUCUUGGAGCAAUGGUCUCCGUGGGAAUGGGCUACUUUGAAAGGUCUGUACGUUUGCUGUUGGGGAAACGUACGUCUACUAUUUUCAUGAUUCUCUUAUUCUGCCAGUUUCACAUCGUAUUUUGGUCUAGUCGUACUCUUCCGAAUACCCUUGCUUUACCUUUGGUACUCUUAGGCCUGUCUCAUUGGAUUCUUAGUAUGACAACCCGUGCCAAUCGCACUACCCAACUCACGCUCAUGAUUCGCUACCUAACAUUCACUGGUCUUGUCUUUCGAUUCGAGGUCGGCAUUCUUCUAGCAAUUAUCCUCGUAUUUGAAUGGGCUUUAUAUCGCCAUAUCACUUUCCGCACCAUCAUCAUCCAAGGUGCCCUUACUACCGUAGUCUCCUUAGGUUUAACUAUCCCAAUAGACUCUUAUUUUUGGCAGCGAUGGGUCUGGCCAGAAGGCAGUGUAUUUUUCUUUAAUGCAAUUCUCAACAAAAGCUCUGAAUGGGGCACGCUGCCUUUCUAUGCUUACUUUGUUAAUUUCUUGCCGCGUGUGCUGAUGGUCAGCUACCCUCUUGCCCUGAUGGGAUUUUUUACCGACCGUCGUAUUCGUGUUCUACUUGCUCCCGCUUUGGUAUACACUGGUUUAUUCUCAAUGCUUCCUCAUAAGGAAUGGCGAUUUAUUAUGUACACUAUUCCGAUUUAUACCACAGCAGCUGCCUUUACAGUCAGCAAAUUAUCACUAAAAGCGAGACAUUCCAUGUACGCCACUGUGUCUCUGGUGGGUGUGGCGGGUGCUUUGGUAGUCUGUUUUUGUGGGUCUAUUAUGAUGCUAUUGGUUUCAAUGAAGAAUUACCCCGGGGGUGAAGCACUGUCCGUCAUGAACAACAUGCCACUACAAUCAGCCUCGAUUCAUCUGGAUGUCUUGACGGCCAUGACGGGAGCAUCGAGAUUUGGACAAACUCACUCAUUAUGGUCCUAUCACAAGGACGAAUCACAUCGCUCGAUUGAUGACUAUCUAGAGGCAGAGUAUACACAUUUGAUUUCUGAUACACCGCUCAACAACACGCCUUUCGAGAUUAUAAGUGUUACCUAUGGACUGGAAAAAAUCAAGCGAAAAUCACCGCGCAUCUAUUUACAGAAUAUUAUGUCGAUCUUUGGCAAGGACUGGUCUUGGGAAACAUUACUUCCCGUAGAAAUUGAAUUAGAACCUAAAUUGUACAUUUUUCAGCUUUCACAUCCCCAAAAGGUGUGGGUGGACUACAAAAUACAUCACAGUUCUGUAUUAAUAUACAGCAAGUCCUAUUGUCCUUAUUGCAAGCGAGCCAAGGAAAUCUUGAACAAGUAUUGCCCACACCAGUACCAGGUGGUUGAGAUUGAUCUACGACAGGACGGUAGGGAACUUCAGGCAGCACUUAUUGAGAGAACUGGUCGUCGUACUGUUCCAGCCAUUUUUAUGAAUGGGAAAAUCAUUGGAGGAUCAGACGAUUUGGCUGCCUUAGAUAAUCAGGGCGUACUAGAACCCCAAUUACCGUGCAACCUCCAUUACUUACAAUGAGAGUAUGUUAUUUAAUGCAGCAAUAUUGUAUAAAUGAUCAUUGUAAAUGGACUUUUUUUUAUCAUUUUUUCUUAUUUUGGUCCUGAAAUGUACAUGUAGUCCGAGCACUAUACUCUUCAAAAUUGGUUUGUACUAUUUUAAACACAGUAAUUGAUAUCAAAAAAAUAAAUAAAUAAAUUUUGCGACCAAU